This is a messenger RNA of Electrophorus electricus (electric eel), 3821 nucleotides long. The record is from RefSeq and is a predicted model, not a curated record. Lineage: Eukaryota; Metazoa; Chordata; Actinopteri; Gymnotiformes; Gymnotidae.
CCUCCCAUCGGCUUGAAUCUUAUCACAGCAUCGCGCUACCACUUUCUUGCCCUGGAACCUCUUCUGUAGCAAAUGAAUGAAAAAGGAAGGUAUGGCGGAUCGAGAAAAGCGAAAACCUCUACCGUCUCCACCACCUUCCCGAGGAUUGCGGGUUGAGUCUCCCAUCACUUGCAAGCUCACCCAUGACUUAAGCCUAGAUGAAUUUGAGGAUGAGGACUUAUCCGAAAUCACAGAGAUCACAGAUGAGCAUGGCCUCAGUCUCAACUGCAACAGCCUUGACAUCAAGGCUCACAUGAUGCGGGCACCCAAUAGUAGCUUGGGGAAGGUGGAGGCAGGCGCAGUGGGGAAGAUCCAGGCAGAGAUGCUUCACUUGGACCUGAUCGACGCUGAUGACAGCACUCAGGACCAGGCAGCCCAUCCGCUUGCUAGCAAAGCACCUGCCAAAGACCCUGCUACCCAAGUCAUCAUGGAUACAUACAGGCCCAAACGGCCCACAACUCUCAACCUAUUCCCACAGGUGCCACGCACACAGGACACACUGAACAACAACUCAUUGGCGAAAAAAUACAGCUGGCAGGAAAAAGUUUCACGGUCCUCUUCACCUCUCAAAACAGGUGAACUCACGCCACCUCAUGAGCAUAUCUGCCUGAGUGAUGAAGACAAGGUUCAGCACAGCGGCAGUGCAGGUGGAACCCAGACCAAAGACCGUGGCACUUCAACAGACACACCCAACAGACGCCCCUCUUCUAAACAGACCCACGCCCCUGCCCCUCCCCCAGCUCCCCCUUCAGCCCCACCGACCAGAACCAGUGUAGUAGCGGAGGCAGGGCACCGUGACCGGAUUUGCUACCAUACAGAUGUGCACCUGGAGCCCACAGAGGAGAUCUACUUGACACCAGUCCAGCGCAGCUCCGAGGCUCUGGAGCAGGACAGACCCCCGAUGCUGGCCCAGAAUGGCGAGCACGGCCGCAUGUCUGUCAGCUCCGACAAUGAGGGCCCACCUCCCUAUCAGCCCCCACUGUAUGACCAGAUGAACCCGGCCAUCAGCGAGGCAGAGGAGGAGAUGCCUCCACCCUCCUAUGCCUCCUGCAUGGCAGCAUCUGCAGUGCUGGACCUCAGCAGCAGAAGGGCUAAUGGACGAACCAGCAAGGAUGAGCUUAGUUGUGGGGAAGGGGGUGCUGGAGAAGCCCGUGCCCAGGACGAGAGCUUUUUGCAGGGCUACAGAAACUCUGGCAUGUCCCGGACUUCCAUGAGCAGCUCGGAGGCGAGUGGGCUCUCAUAUGACUCAGUCAAAUACACUCUGGUAGUGGAUGAAGGAGCUCAGCUGGAGCUGGUGAGUUUGCGGCAGUGUCAUCACGGCUACAGCGACGACAGCGAGUCGGCCACAGUGUACGAUAACUGUGUCUCAUCGCCGUAUGAGUCAGCACUGGGGGAGGAGUUUGAGGAGGAUGAGGAAGUGGAAGGGGCCAGAGUGGGUGGGGUCAGGCGGGAAGCCACGGCCUGCCUAUCAGAAGACUCCACUCCAGAAGCAGAUAUGCAGUUUUCAAGAAAGUUCCUCAACGUCUUCAUGAACGGCCGCUCACGCUCUUCUAGUGCAGAGUCUUUUGGUUUGUUCUCCUGCGUUAUUGAUGGGGAAGAGAGGGAGCAGAGCCACAAGGCUGUGUACAGGUUUGUUCCUCGACAUGAAGACGAGUUGGAGCUGGACGUGGAUGACCCCUUACUGGUAGAAGAUCAGGCAGAGGAUUAUUGGUAUGAAGGGUACAACAUGAGAACGGGAGCACGAGGAAUCUUCCCCGCAUACUAUGCUCUUGAAGUCACCAAGGAGCCGGAGCAGGUUAAAGUGAGAAGUGCAGACUGGGUGGAGAGAUAUAGACUGAAGUUUCUGGGCUCUGUUCAAGUUCCUUAUCACAAAGGGAAUGAUGUGCUCUGUGCUGCCAUGCAAAAGAUUGCCACCAAUAGGAGGAUGACUCUGCAAUAUAACCCGCCACCAUCAUGCAUCCUGGAAAUCAACAUGAAAGGAGUGAAGCUUGUGGUGCAAGAUGACUAUGCAGCAUAUGACAGGAGUAGUGAGUGCAAUCACUUCUUCCAGCUAAAGAAUAUCUCAUUCUGUGGCUACCAUCCCAAGAAUAACAAAUACUUUGGCUUCAUCACAAAACACCCCGCAGAUCACAGAUUUGCCUGCCAUGUCUUUGUUUCUGAAAAUUCCACGAAGCAUCUUGCAGAAGCCAUAGGGAAAGCAUUCCAGCUGUAUUACAAAGAGUUUGUGGAGUUCUCAUGCCCUACAGAGGACAUUUAUCUGGAAUAAUCUGGAAUAAUAAACCUAUGUACAGAUGUAUAGUAAUGCAUAGCAUACGUAUAUCGCAUGAUGGACAGAUAUAAACAAAACACUACUAUAACAGACAAAAGAGAAGAGGAAGUGCACAUACGAAGCGGUACCUGCUUUGCGGACAUUUCAGAGCAGAAGGGGUGGAGCAUAGGUAUAUGGUUUUCUAUUGUGUAAGUGUGCUUUUGUGCUGUUCCUGGAUGGUGGCACACUAACAGGAAUCUCAACGCACUCACUCACCUGGCCAUGCAGAUAUAUUAGCAUCCCUUCCUACACCCGGAAGAGACACCUGAUCUUCGCUGUCUAGCUACUGACCUUGGAGAUUUCAAAGAAUCAAUGAACCAGGCUGAUUUUGGAGGAAUGGGAGUGAUCUUUUAUAGUCUUGGUAUGAUAUUAAUGAGGAGAACACUGAGGCUACAGAAAAAGUCACUUCUGUUUGGACUUUGACUAAGAAGGACAAGAGAAGAUAAUGUUUGUUGAUGGAACAUGUGAAAAUCUUUGUCAGUCAUCAGAUUUCCACUUCAGAAAAACAAACAAAAUAUUGCCAUUCUGAAUUGGAAUGGGACCAGAAAAGGUUAAUGACAUUGAAUAGUGUUGUUGGAUUAACCCAGAAGUCUUCUUACUGCAUCAUCUGAUGUCUUGCCCUCUGCAGUAUUCUAGUGUUCUAGACUCUAAGAUGCUAAGCUUGCAGUAUAGAAAUCUCCCAUUCUAGCACCUGAAAUACGAGGUCCUCGUCAUUUACUGUGACUCAAAAAGAGGUAAAUAUUCAGGUUAUUCACUCUGCGAUGUAAGGAAUUAGCAAGCAACUCUUCUGAUACAGAUUCAACAAAACUAGGACAGUCUAGUGUUGCCAUUUAACCCUAGACUGACCUUGUAGUCCUGUAGUAUCAACAAUGCUAACUGUUUUAAAAAAUCUAGACCGCCUAUAUUUAAUUUGCUGAUCCAGCUGUUAAUGCGUUCCAUGUAGGUUCUGAAUAUCCCACAAUUACUCAAGAUUCUGCAGAGUAACUGUUACAUCCAAAAUGUCACCUGAACUGAGUGAGUUAUUGGUUAAGGCAAAUGUGUACCUACAUGAAGGCUGCUUACUCUGGGUGGGAAGCACAGAUCACAAAGAGUCAUCACUGUCUUUCCUAUAGUGCCUCUUUUUCUAUCAUAAUUCUAACUAUUGUUUAUCUUCAAAAUUGUAUUAAUUGAAUUAUUGAUCACCGUGCGGUGUGUAAGAGGGUGGUUUUAGAACAAGUACCAGUCUGGGUAUGAUUGUACUCUGGAGUGAAUAUUCCAAGAGUUAAGAGGCUGUUUGAGAUUUCUUGGCUUUAUGAUUUAUUAUGAUUCUUGUUAUGAUUAUAACAUCUUAAUGAUGGUUAUCUGUAACACAAUGUAUUGUUCUAUGAACUGUCAGCUGAAACAGGAGAGUAAAUGAUAAACAAUAGAUUUGUUUGUAACAGAUUUGAUUCCUGGAUACUGAUGCAUUAAAAAUGCUCUGGGACCUUUCAAUUCA